UUUCUUUAUAUUUUUAUGUUAUCAAAUUGUAUGUUUUAAUAUUUUGUUAUGGCAUGUAGUAACUGCCUUUUGUUUUAUUUCAGCAUUUUCUGCUCGAACCUUUUCUUUCACUCUCCUAACUUCCUAUAACUUCAUUCGAAUAUGUCAGACGAACCACCACUUGCUGUUAUCGAUACCACCAUGGGUACAAUUGAAAUCGAACUAUAUUGGAAGCAUGCUCCAAAAACUUGUAGAAACUUUGCUGAAUUAUCAAAAGUUGGGUACUUCAAUAAUGUUAUAUUUCAUCGAAUAAUACCUGAUUUUAUGAUUCAAGGCGGGGAUCCCACUGGCACAGGAAGAGGAGGUAGCAGUAUUUAUGGAAAAAAUUUUGAGGACGAAAUUCAUCCAGAUUUGAAACAUUCAGGUGCAGGUAUUCUCUCUAUGGCCAAUUCAGGACCUAAUACAAAUGGUAGUCAAUUUUUUAUUACCUUGGCUCCCUGUCAAUGGCUUGAUGGAAAACAUGCCAUAUUUGGCAGAGUUAGCAGCGGAAUGCAUGUUGUUCAGAGACUUUCAAAAGUUCCAACAGAUAGUUCCGAUAAACCCCUAGAAGAUGUUAAAAUUGUUAAGUCAUCUGUAAAAUAUACAUGAUUUGUUGUAUAAAUAAUGUACUAAUUUUUUAUUAAAACUUUAAUUUUAACCUUUUUAUAAAAUACUUGAAGUAAUGUGAAAUGUGUUUUAUUGGUGCAUUGUAAUAUCUUAUUAAUUUUUAUGUUUGCAUACGGGUGAUUCUCCAAGAACCUGACAUUUUCCAACCACUUUUUCUUUUUUUAAAAAAUAAAAAUGCUUUAAAAAAAAUCUGAAAAAAUUCAAUUACUCUUUGUUUGGAUUUUCUUUAGAGAAAAAUAGAGAGAACUCACUUUCUACCCUACACCCUCAAAAGAGGGGGUUAAAUUUUCAUAUACCAGGAGAAUGACAAUAUGAAUUAUUUUAUCAAAGGUUUUCAAUAAUGUAACUAUAGUAAUAAAGAAAUAACUGUGGUUUAAAUCAAAAAGUAUGAUGACUGCACGAAAAAACAAUCUAUGUAAAACCUCCUUUAAAGGACACUCUCAAAUAGCGAA
Uloborus diversus is the source of this 1097-nucleotide messenger RNA. RefSeq lists its product as uncharacterized. Gene Ontology annotation, cellular component: catalytic step 2 spliceosome. The transcript has 4 exons. Bases 142 to 627 code for a protein of 161 amino acids. Gene Ontology annotation, molecular function: peptidyl-prolyl cis-trans isomerase activity. The record is from RefSeq and is a predicted model, not a curated record. Gene Ontology annotation, biological process: protein peptidyl-prolyl isomerization; protein folding. NCBI's taxonomy places the organism in Eukaryota, Metazoa, Arthropoda, Arachnida, Araneae, Uloboridae.